Poecile atricapillus (Black-capped chickadee) is the source of this 2039-nucleotide messenger RNA. RefSeq names its product ELOVL fatty acid elongase 7 (gene ELOVL7). The record is from RefSeq and is a predicted model, not a curated record. Gene Ontology annotation, cellular component: endoplasmic reticulum; endoplasmic reticulum membrane. Lineage: Eukaryota; Metazoa; Chordata; Aves; Passeriformes; Paridae. Gene Ontology annotation, molecular function: fatty acid elongase activity. The transcript is spliced from 8 exons. Gene Ontology annotation, biological process: fatty acid elongation, polyunsaturated fatty acid; very long-chain fatty acid biosynthetic process; fatty acid elongation, monounsaturated fatty acid. The coding region runs from base 87 to 926 and encodes 279 amino acids.
ACCGGAGCGCGGGGCAGCGCGGUGAUCUCGGGAAGAGGAGCCGACAGCGUUCUUCCGCAGGGCAGCAUCAUAAAAGUCAAGUGAAAAUGGCCUUUAGCAAUCUGACAUCAAAGGCUAUACUACUGUAUGAUGAAUGGAUUAAAGAUGCUGAUCCAAGACUGGAAGGUUGGCCACUCAUGUCUUCACCUUUUCCAACAACUUUCAUCAUUGGAACCUAUGUUUAUUUUGUCACUUCCUUGGGACCCAAACUCAUGGAAAAUAAAAAACCUUUUGAACUCAGGCAGAUCAUGACAUUUUAUAAUUUUAGUGUGGUAGCUCUCUCUUUAUAUAUGACCUAUGAAUUUCUUAUGUCAGGCUGGGCCACAGGAUACUCAUUCCGGUGUGACAUUGUUGACUACUCGAGGUCACCGACAGCUCUAAGAAUGGUGCGAACUUGUUGGCUUUAUUUCUUUUCCAAGUUCAUUGAAUUAUUAGACACUAUAUUUUUUGUGUUACGUAAGAAAAACAACCAAGUUACAUUCCUGCAUGUCUUUCAUCAUUCCAUCAUGCCGUGGACCUGGUGGUUUGGAGUCAAAUUUGCUGCAGGUGGUUUAGGAACAUUUCAUGCUUUGCUGAACUGUAUUGUGCAUGUUAUCAUGUACACUUACUAUGGAAUCUGUUCUCUGGGACCAGCCUAUCAUAAAUAUUUGUGGUGGAAAAAGUACAUGACAACUAUACAACUUGUCCAGUUUAUUAUGAUUACAGUCCAUAUAGGACAAAUCUACAUCAUGGAUGAUUGUCCGUACCAGUAUCCAAUUUUCAUGUUUAUUAUUUGGCUUUAUGGCUCUAUGUUUUUAGUCUUGUUUCUCCACUUCUGGUACCAUGCUUACACGAAGGGACAAAGACUGCCAAAAAUGGCAAGAAAUGGCAUCAGCAAAGAUGAGUGAAACAAAUUCUUGUCUCUAAAACCAAAGAAGUGUAUAUGUCAAAGGGGAAACUUGCACUACUUGACAAUCAAGAUGUUUAGGUGCGCACACUACAUGGUGUAUAUUUUGUAUGUUUUCUUCCAAAACAGAAUUUGUAUUUUUACCAUAAGUUAUUUGGGAUUCUUAACAUGGAGUGGGGAAGAACUGUGGAUCUCUGAUUAAAAAAAAAAAAAGAUAGAUGAUCUCUAUCUAAAAAAUGCACAAAAAUAAAGAUAAUUGGAAAAACUAAAAUGUGUAUGACAAGUACUGAGUACUUUGAACACACUUUGAGGGGGAUAAAAAUUGCUUCACUUUAAAUGUUGUAAGUUGCUAAGACUGUCAGCUGCAUUUUAUUGUAAGAAUGAUUCUUCAGUAAGUACUGUUUUUAGAAUCUAAGGCAUAUUAAUAUAGUUAAUACAUAAACAUUAUUACAUCUGUUAUAUUACUUUAAAGGAAGGAUUAAGUUAAUCUGUCAAGACAUAACGUUUCAUUUGAAGAUCACAGAUUUUUGGAUAUACUGUCUUUUACUAGAACUGAAUUCAUUUCAUGUUGUACUCAGUUGAACAUUAUCGUAAAUGUUGGAAAGCUACUAAUAUGGGGAUUAUCUGAAUUGUCUUGUAGCAUAGUGAUCAAAACAUCUUACUGAUUUGUUCACUGUAGUAGCCAAGUAUACUUAUUAUUCAAUGUGUCUAUGGAUAUACUUUAUAUUGGUAGCCUGUGCUGUUUGUGAAGUGGGGCUAGAGGAUUAUGGAAUCUUUUAAUUCAGAGCCAAAAUCUUAGUGCUCAAAUAAAACGUAAAAAAAUUUUGAUUUAGUGAUUUAAGCUUAAGUGUUGCCUACCAUGAUUGUACUGUGCUCUACUUUCUUCUAUGUCCAUUAUCUAUUGAAAUACAUGUCUAGAAAGAGUUUGUGUCAUCUUGGUUUUUUUUUGUUGCUAUUACAAUGGCUUGUUUUUAUCAGCUCAAGAUUAAAGUUAUUCCAGUUGUCUUGUCUGGAACCAGGCAAAAAAAUAUGUGACAUUCUCUGAUUUUCUGAACGUGAGGCAGGCAGUGGUGACUGGGCAUGGCUCCACUCUGUGUAGAAUUACCCAGUAUGU